Messenger RNA from Pteropus alecto (black flying fox), 3725 nucleotides. It is a transcript of the gene RAP1GDS1, whose product is annotated as Rap1 GTPase-GDP dissociation stimulator 1. Gene Ontology annotation, molecular function: protein binding; guanyl-nucleotide exchange factor activity. NCBI's taxonomy places the organism in Eukaryota, Metazoa, Chordata, Mammalia, Chiroptera, Pteropodidae. The transcript is spliced from 15 exons. Gene Ontology annotation, cellular component: cytosol. Gene Ontology annotation, biological process: positive regulation of GTPase activity. The record is from RefSeq and is a predicted model, not a curated record. The coding region runs from base 185 to 2011 and encodes 608 amino acids.
GCCGCCCGUCCCCGCCGCGGCCCCGCCGCCUGCAGCAGCAGCUGCUGCUCCUCCCCGGCGGCCGCCCCCCGCGGGUCCCUCCCUGGCUGCGGGAGAGACAGAGGUAGAGGGAGGACACAGCGCCGCGCCGCCUGCACCGGAGACCUUCCCCUCGUCCUGCUGUUUCCGUACCCUCGGGAGGAACAUGGCAGAUAAUCUCAGUGAUACCUUGAAGAAGCUGAAAAUAACAGCUGUGGACAGAACUGAAGAUAGUUUAGAAGGAUGCUUGGAUUGUCUGCUUCAAGCCCUGGCUCAAAAUAAUAUGGAAACAAGUGAAAAAAUCCAAGAAAGUGGAAUACUUCAACUGUUUGCAGGUCUUUUGAUUCCACAGUCUUCAUGCACAGCCAAAGUAGCUAACAUCAUAGCAGAAGUAGCCAAAAAUGAAUUUAUGCGAACUCCAUGUGUGGAUGCUGGAUUGAUUUCACCACUGGUGCAGCUGCUAAAUAGCAAAGACCAGGAAGUGCUGCUUCAAACGGGCAGGGCUCUAGGAAACAUAUGUUACGAUAGCCAUGAGGGCAGAAGUGCAGUUGACCAAGCAGGUGGUGCACAGAUUGUAAUUGACCAUUUAAGGUCACUGUGCAGUAUAACAGAUCCCGCCAAUGAGAAGCUCUUGACUGUCUUUUGUGGCAUGCUGAUGAACUAUAGCAAUGAGAAUGAUUCCCUUCAAGCUCAGCUUAUCAAUAUGGGUGUUAUUCCUACCUUAGUGAAAUUACUGGGCAUCCACUGUCAAAAUGCAGCUCUUACAGAAAUGUGUCUUGUUGCCUUUGGCAAUUUAGCAGAACUUGAGUCAAGUAAAGAACAGUUUGCCAGUACAAACAUUGCCGAAGAACUGGUAAAACUCUUCAAGAAGCAGAUAGAACAUGAUAAGAAGGAAAUGAUUUUUGAGGUUCUUGCUCCAUUGGCAGAAAAUGAUGCUAUUAAACUACAACUGGUUGAAGCAGGCCUGGUAGAGUGUCUACUCGAGAUUGUUCAGCAGAAAGUGGAUAGUGACAAAGAAGAUGAUGUUGCUGAGCUCAAAACCGCUUCAGAUCUAAUGGUUUUAUUACUUCUUGGAGAUGAAUCCAUGCAGAAAUUAUUUGAAGGAGGAAAAGGUAAUGUGUUUCAAAGGGUGCUGUCCUGGAUUCCAUCAAAUAACCAUCAGCUACAGCUUGCUGGAGCAUUGGCAAUUGCAAAUUUUGCCAGAAAUGAUGGAAAUUGUAUCCAUAUGGUAGACAAUGGAAUUGUAGAAAAACUUAUGGAUUUACUGGACAGACAUGUAGAAGAUGGAAAUGUAACAGUACAGCAUGCAGCACUAAGUGCCCUCAGAAAUCUGGCCAUUCCAGUUGUAAAUAAAGCAAAGAUGUUAUCAGCUGGGGUCACAGAGGCCGUUUUGAAGUUCCUUAAAUCUGAAAUGCCCCCGGUUCAGUUCAAACUUUUGGGAACAUUAAGAAUGUUGAUAGAUGCACAAGCAGAAGCUGCUGAACAACUGGGAAAGAAUGUUAAAUUAGUGGAGCGUUUGGUCGAAUGGUGUGAAGCCAAAGAUCAUGCUGGUGUGAUGGGGGAGUCAAACAGACUGCUCUCUGCCCUUAUACGACACAGUAAAUCAAAAGAUGUAAUUAAAACCAUUGUACAGAGUGGUGGCAUCAAGCAUCUAGUUACCAUGGCAACUAGUGAACAUGUAAUAAUGCAGAAUGAAGCCCUUGUUGCUUUGGCACUAAUAGCAGCUUUAGAACUGGGCACUGCUGAGAAAGAUCUAGAAAGUGCUAAACUUGUACAGAUUUUACACAGACUGCUAGCAGAUGAGAGAAGUGCUCCUGAAAUCAAAUAUAAUUCCAUGGUCCUGAUCUGUGCUCUCAUGGGAUCUGAAUGUCUACACAAGGAAGUACAGGAUUUGGCCUUUCUAGAUGUUGUAUCCAAACUUCGCAGUCAUGAGAACAAAAGUGUUGCUCAACAGGCCUCUCUCACAGAGCAGAGACUGACUGUGGAAAGCUGAGAAUUGCCCCUCCCUGAUACAUGGCAUCAUCCCAUCUCUGGGUUCCCCUUUGUCCUCCAUCCAGCUGCCUCUUCUGCUUCAUUCUCUUCCAUAUCACUUGUGCAUGCGUGUAAUGUUCCAAUACCAAUUGAGAACUGCUGUAGGUACCUGCCCAGUAAGAUUUCUAAACCCAUAGUUAGUGUGAACAUGAAUUUGUCAAAAACAAGUCUCCACCCAUAACUGUUCUCUUGUAUUCCUGUUGCUUGAGCUACAUUAAGUAGAAUGUGCAUGUUGUAGUCCUAUGAUGAUGUAAACUUGGUACUACAUAAUGACUUGCUCCUCACACUUGGUAAACUACAUAAUAAUGUACUGGUAAAUUAGAAACAAACAAGAAUGCAGCAGGAUCUGUCUAGCUUAUUAAAAAUGGAAUUGGAUAGUAAAAAUAGCUCCAUUUUUUUGGUGCUUGGGAAGCACAGGGACCAAAAAAACUGGAUGGCUGCUUAUUUAUUAGUCUUACCUACUAAUGUCAUACCCAUGGUACCUAGAGUUAAAUAAAAUCCAAUGCGCUCACCCUUUAUACCCUACGGUUUCUCCUUCUUCCUACCUAGUAGACUCUUGAAACUGCCAAAAACUUGGCAAGACUUCCUGAGGUUUUUCAUUUCAUGUUUAAUUGGCUGUCAGUAGCCUGAUGUUGAAAACAUUUGUAGUUUUCACCAUGAAAUUAAAGGGUUGAAGAAUCUGUUACACUAGUACAUCUUGUUUUUUUGGCUAUCUUUUAGAUUCUGAUAUAUGUACAGUGUCACCCCAGAACUUCUUCCAGCAGUUAAUCAGCAUUGUUCAAAAUUUGUCUUUAAAAGUCAGUUUGGCGUAUGUUUUCGACUAAGGAAAUUCAAUGUAGUUCAUUGAAAAAUGGAUAUUUUUUUCCUAUUUUUCAUCAUUCAGUUCAAAAGCAAGAAGUUUCUUCUCACUGUCCUUUUAAAUCUUAGAACUAAAAGGAAAUAGGAAAAGAAUUAAUAACUUUGUCUAAAGAAAGGAAACAGGUAAUAAAGCCAUAGUAGCCAGGCUAGUUCAUUCUGCAGAUGUCCUCGGACCAGUAACUGUUAGAGUGUCCCACCUCCACUUUCCACAGGGAACUGCAGUAGACCUUAAAUGCUAUCAGAAAAGGUGACAGCACCAAAACUCAAGAGAUGAGAGGACUCUCUGGCAAAAUGUAAUAUACUCUUCACUGCCACUACCACCACCAAAUGGGUUUUUAGAGCUUUGAAACACAAUCUUUGUAAAUUAAUCAGUAUGCCCCUGUGACAUACCUGCCUUCUCCCCAUGCUCAAGCCUGACGAAUACUGGCUGAAAGGUAGAAUGGGCUCCAAUAUAGAAGGACUGCAGGACAGUAAGAUGGACGGCCAGUGGUGACAGAAGCUCCUUCCUCUCCAGCAUGAGAUGUUGUACAUCUGUAGGGUGAUCAGAGUUGGACUUUUGACUCUGAAACUGCUAUAACUUAAGUUAAAACCCCAAUAGAGACAAAGAACCUUUUGACUGAUUGAUCCCUUUGAUGUGCAAGAAAAGGACUGUUACGAUGAGUGCUCAUGCUACCCUUACUAUAAGAAUGAUCUUAUUGUCUUCUCCUGGGCUGGAUAGUGGACUAUAUUUCAUUAUAGUUUUGAAAGACAUCUAUAAUGUUGCAUAAUAGGCUGUUCGUGUUAAUAACUAAAUAAAUAAAUACUAUAUGAAACUGUAA